Ilex paraguariensis (yerba mate) is the source of this 1363-nucleotide messenger RNA. The record is from the annotation of a GenBank genome assembly. NCBI's taxonomy places the organism in Eukaryota, Viridiplantae, Streptophyta, Magnoliopsida, Aquifoliales, Aquifoliaceae.
CCCACACCCACACCCUCUCAGGCAUUAUUUAUUGCUGUCUUCAGAUUUUCUUGGCCACCACGACCCCUCUCUCUCUCUCCUCUUCACUUUUUCUUUCCAUAUAUAUCAUCUUUCACACGCUUUUCUCUCUCCAAACUCGAAACUGACGAUAAGUGAUGACGGGCGACGAAGAGUGGGUGAGAGCUGCGAUGACGGACGACUCCAUGGUGGUGGAGCUGCUGGUGCGGCUGAACCAGCCACCGCCACCUCCGAAGCCUGCUUUGCCCGUUGACUGGAGCGUACGCCAGCCACGUUCCAAGACGAUGACGGUUAAGGCUAUGACUAGUACCACCACUAGGGCCAGCCCCACCACUCCGCUUUCAUGGAGUGGCGCCGAAUCUCUCAGCGGCGGUGCUGGUGGUGGAAGUGGAAGUGGAGGCACCGUCGAUGGCGGUUUCGAAGAGUCCAGCCGUCCUCUUCACAAACGCUCACACACAACAAGAUCUAAGGUUACUGGAACAAGUGAAACAGCAACAACCAAGAGGUCAAGAAAGAAGAAGACCCUAGCUGAACUUAAAGAGGAGGAGAUCUUGCUAUUAAAGGAAAAAAGGCACUUGAAGAGGGAAAUAGCAAACUUUCACAUCACUUUGGAAAAGCAGAGAGCCACAAAUGAGAGCUUGAAGAGAAUGAAGCUUGAUUUGCAAUCACAGCCAGCAGCUGAAAGCGUUCUAACAGUUGCCUGCGAGGAAACAAUUUCUCAUCAAUUUCAGCAAAAGACAGCAGAUUGUGACCCAGCUCCUCCCAUCUUGCCACCAAUUGUCACAGGCAAUGUUCUUGAUGCUUUACCAACCGGUCUUUCUCAAGUGCAUAAGGAAGUCACAGAUCCAGUGGCUAAAUGUGCGCUACCUGAUCUAAAUGUUCCUUUCGAAGAGGAUUCAUAUGGAGUGAGCUAGAAUGACCUGGCAUAUGCUGAUGAUCGUGAUCGUUUCUCCAAACAAUGUUGGAUGGAUUUACAGAGCAGCAUCUGCAUCCACAUCCAUAGCAAUAAGUUCUAACCUUUGAUGUAGGGCGAUUAUUAUUAUUGUAAUUACUGAACCAACCACCUUCGCCACUUCGGGAACCGAAUGUGGCAGUAUGCAUUAUACUCAUAAAGAUGCUGGGGGGAGUGAGGAUCCGAGUUUUUUCCCUUAUGAAGGUGUACUGCAGGGAGUGUGGAGAUCAUAGCCCAUAGAAGCUGCCAGAUUCUUUUAGUCACAUGUUUCUGCACUGUCCGAAAUUCUUUUUGGGGACAACCCUCAUUCCUUCUGUUUCCUUAAAACUUAUCAACAGUUGUAGCUUUUAGAUAUGUAAUCAUAUGUUACGAGUACUUUUAAAAGCUCAGUUU